GCGAAUGGACAGGCACAUCGCGGCGCCUGCGCGUAAUGACGAGUUCUGUUUAGAGUUCGACCACAAAUCAACAAGAGGAUCGACAUUGAACUAAGUGAAAUCAACAAGAGGAUCGACAUUGAACUAAGUGGGAUCAUUAAACAAGGGGGAAGAUGAACAAUCGCCUCUCUCUCAAAGCAAAUGACAGGAUCAUUUAUGAAAUGGCAACAAAGGAAUGAACAAAAGUCAUGAGUUACACACUGAAGAAAAGAGAGGGAAAUAAACACAAAGUGGGCCCGAAAGGAGAGGAAGUGAGAAAGAAAGAGGAAGAGAAACACAUCUACAGACAGAGGGGCUAUUAGAGCAAACUUUCAUCAGUUUACACUGCAGGUUGAGAAACGUCACACUCCUCGUGGGUUUAACCACUAGGCCUACUAUUAUGACAACUCGUGUUCGUGUGCCAUGAACUCAAAUUCUACUGCGGCCACCACUACCACUUCAAGAAAGAGUUGUUUGAAAUGUGUCAUAAAAUGUGUUAUCUGUAACUUCUUCUGAUACUGCAAGUCAUUCUAUAGACAGUCUACUGUUCUUCUACAUUUAGGUCAUUUAGCAGAGGCUCUUAUCCAGAGUAACACAGUCUUCUAUCCUAAAAAAUACAUUUUAAAGAACUUGUUGAGAAGGGGAGUUAACCCGUAUAUUUUCUGAUAAGUGCAGUUUGAAUUGGAAUGCAACGCCUUAUCUCUCCCACCCAGCAGUUCUCUCUAGUGAUACAACUACUUUUCAGCCAGACACUCUCUAAUACUCAAAACAACUAUCAAGAGGGAUAGAGAGGGAGAGAGAGAGAGAGAGAGAGAGAGAGAGGGAGAGAGAGAGAGCGAGGGAGAGACAGAGCGCGAGGGACAGAGAGAGCGAGAGGGAGAGAGAGAGCGAGGGAGAGAGAGAGAGAGGGAGAGAGAGAGAGCGAGGGAGAGACAGAGCGCGAGGGAGAGAGAGAGCGAGAGGGAGAGAGAGAGCGAGGGAGAGAGAGAGAGAGAGAGAGGGAGAGAGAGAGCGAGGGAGAGAGAGAGAGAGGGAGAGAGAGCGCGAGGGAGAGAGAGCGCGAGGGAGAGAGAGAGAGCGAGGGAGAGAGAGAGAGAGAGGGAGGGCGUAUAGAAAAAUUAAGAGGAGUCAGAGGAUAGAAAAAAGGGUCUCUGAAUACAGUGACCCAAUAAACCCCACAGUAAUAAGACAACAAGAACAGUCCUUUGAGUGACAGUUAAACAGGCAGCCAGUCAGAGCAGGGAGUCAGCCAGGCAGGUAGCUAUCAGUCGGUCAGCCAGCCAAUCAGAGCAGGGAGUCAGCCAGGCAGGUAGCUAUCAGUCGGUCAGCCAGCCAGCCAGUCAGAGCAAGGACUCAGUCAGCCAGGCAGGUAGCUAGCCAGCCAGUCAGCCAGCCUGUUAAUCAGGGAGGAUGCUGGGAUGCGGUGGGGGGGGAGUGGGGUUGCGGUACAGGCUGACCCUGGCCACAGGGCUGGUGGAGUGUCUGUGUUUUGCCGGCGUGGUCUUCGGCUGGGCAUCGCUGGUCUUCGUCCUGAAGACAGAUGGAUACUUCACUGACCUGUGUGUCAAUCUGACUACUGGACCCAACAGUACAGUGGAAACAGACUGUAGUGGACAGGAUGCACAAUUCUCUCUGGUCUUCACCGUCACCUCCUUUAUGAACAACUUCCUCACGCUUCCCAACGGAUUCAUCUUCGACCGCUUCGGCACCAUGGCAACGAGGCUUCUGGGAAUAUGUCUCUACACCACUGGUACACUGAUGGUUGCCUUCUCCAGUUCAGCUCUGUCCAUGCUGCUGUUCCCAGCCCUGUCCUUCAUCGCAGUGGGAGGUAUAAUGUUCCUCAUCACAAACAUACAGGUUGGGAACCUAUUUGGCUCCCAUCGUUCCACCAUCAUCACCCUCUAUAAUGGAGCCUUCGACUCUUCCUCUGCUGUCUUCCUCAUCAUCAAGGUGAUGUAUGAAGGAGGGGUCUCCCUCCGCUCCUCCUUCCUCAUUCUCUCUGUCUGCAGUGUCAUCCACCUCCUCAGGACGUUCUUCCUCAUGCCCAACACCCACAUCCCCUACCCACUCCCUGAGGGCUUCACCUAUGGCGUAAGCCCUGGGAAGUCCAACAGCUACAACGUAGAGGAGAUUGAGAAGACGCGAGAGACGGGGAUGACAUCGGAGGGGGAGGGGCCAGCUGAGACCGACGACAUGCCCCUACAGCCUGAUGAUGGGCAGCAGUCGGAAGACUCUGGGAAAGUGGCCAGUUUCAGGAGCUGUGUGCAGUCGUGGUUCUUCCUGUGGCAUCUGGUGUGGCUGUCUGUCAUGCAGCUGAGACACUACCUCUUCAUCGGAACACUGAACCCCAUGCUCAACCGGUUGGCCGACAACGACUCAGCCCUGGUGAGUCAGUACACCAAUGCCUUUGCCUUCACCCAGCUCUGUGGGGUCCUCUGUGCUCCCUGGAACGGCCUCAUCAUGGACAGACACAAGGGGAAGCCUCUGGCUCCAGGAGAAACAGAUAAGGAGGCAGACCUGAGCUCCUCCUCUCUCUCCCUCUUCCUCACCUCUCUCCAGUGCCUCCUCUUCUCCAUCUGCGCCUCCUCGCCUCUCCUCCCUCUCCAGUACCUCACCUUCAUCCUGCAGGUCCUCAACCGCUCCUUCCUCUACGGAGGCAACGCAGCCUUCAUCAGCAUCGCUUUUCCUGGGGUCCACUUUGGGAAGCUGUAUGGUUUGGUGAUGUCUCUGUCUGCCGUGGUGUCACUGCUGCAGUACCCCUGUUUCGCCCUGGUCAAAGGAGCCCUAGGUGGAGACCCCUUCUAUGUGAACAUCGCUCUGACUCUCCUCACUCUACUGGCGUUCAUCCAUCCAAUCAACAUCUUCUACCACUGCAGGAAACUGACCAAUCAGAGGGAGGAUAUGGCCGGCGGUGCUGCCAUCACAUUGGCUGAGGCCAAAAUGUAGGGGACAUUACAUGAUGGUCCUGAGCCAAGGGAAACAGGAAUUGUCUUAUUUCUAAUUGUUGAAAGGGAAUAUGUGAAAAUGUCAAAUAAUAAAAUGCUUUUUUAUACUUGUUUUACAGUAAUCCCAUAUUCCAUCAGUAUGUUUUGUUGGAUAGUUGUCAAUAAAAAUGAUUAUCCAUUA
Oncorhynchus masou masou (cherry salmon) is the source of this 3144-nucleotide messenger RNA. RefSeq names its product equilibrative nucleobase transporter 1-like. The coding region runs from base 1429 to 2964 and encodes 511 amino acids. Gene Ontology annotation, molecular function: transmembrane transporter activity. The transcript has 13 exons. Lineage: Eukaryota; Metazoa; Chordata; Actinopteri; Salmoniformes; Salmonidae. The record is from RefSeq and is a predicted model, not a curated record. Gene Ontology annotation, biological process: transmembrane transport.